Solanum stenotomum is the source of this 912-nucleotide messenger RNA. Its product is annotated as putative 4-hydroxy-4-methyl-2-oxoglutarate aldolase 2. The record is from RefSeq and is a predicted model, not a curated record. The transcript is spliced from 2 exons. Gene Ontology annotation, molecular function: ribonuclease inhibitor activity. Bases 260 to 760 code for a protein of 166 amino acids. NCBI's taxonomy places the organism in Eukaryota, Viridiplantae, Streptophyta, Magnoliopsida, Solanales, Solanaceae. Gene Ontology annotation, biological process: regulation of RNA metabolic process.
UCAGAUUGUCCUAAUGCUCUCCUCAGACAACACAACAGACAUCCAAAAAGUCUGAUAUUUUUGCCUAUAUUGUAUUAGCAAAAAACUAAGAUUCUUUUGAGGAGGCACGUGGUGGUACAGUAGCUAUUUUUGAGGAAAAAAUAGUUAUAAUACAGUUGCAAAGAUCUACUAGUGAUCCAGAUCUCUUCUUCUCUUCCUCUCCCAUCUUCAAACAAGUCAGCAAAAAUCUACUUCAUCUCCAUCAGGUGUUUAACGUAGGAUGGCCUUGGUCACCACUGCUGAAGUUUGCGAUGCAAAUCCACAGCUUAUUGUGAGUGGUGAACUACGGGCACUGCAGCCAAUCUUCAAAAUAUAUGGCAGGCGCCAAGUCUUCUCUGGACCUGUUGUCACUCUGAAAGUAUUCGAAGAUAAUGUUUUGGUUCGUGAGUUUCUCGAGGAGAAAGGUAACGGUAGAGUUCUUGUUGUCGACGGGGGUGGUAGUCUAAGAUGUGCAAUUUUGGGUGGCAACCCUGUAGUACAAGCUCAAAACAACGGAUGGGCUGGGAUCGUAGUAAAUGGCUGUGUAAGGGACGUGGACGAAAUCAAUGGCUGUGAUAUCGGAGUCAGAGCUCUGGCUUCACAUCCAAUGAAAGCCAAUAAGAAAGGUAUCGGAGAGAAGCACGUUCCCAUAACCAUUGCCGGGACUAGAAUCUGCGAUGGUGAGUGGCUUUAUGCAGAUACCGAUGGCAUUCUGAUAUCUAAAAUGGAGCUAUGUGUUUGAGAACAUGUAUCACCAUGCCUUAAGUAAGUGCAUUUCAGUUGUGAACUUAUUUUUAUGGAGCUUAUAACUACUGCUUUAUAUGUUAUGGGAAUCGCGAGCUUCAUUAAUCUAUUGUAUGUUGUAAGUCAAACUCGUCGUGAACACGUUUUAAG